This is a messenger RNA of Carcharodon carcharias (great white shark), 2919 nucleotides long. RefSeq names its product RAB, member of RAS oncogene family-like 3 (gene rabl3). NCBI's taxonomy places the organism in Eukaryota, Metazoa, Chordata, Chondrichthyes, Lamniformes, Lamnidae. The record is from RefSeq and is a predicted model, not a curated record. Gene Ontology annotation, biological process: intracellular protein transport. The transcript is spliced from 8 exons. Gene Ontology annotation, molecular function: GTPase activity. Bases 196 to 909 code for a protein of 237 amino acids. Gene Ontology annotation, cellular component: endomembrane system.
GGCGGGUACGUCACGGCGUUGGCGCUUCGCGCUGUUGGAGGAGUCGGUCUGGAUCGUAGCUGUGACCGAUAGGCUAUCAGCCACUCAGAGAGUGAAGGCUGAUUGAUUCUUGUCUCUCUGCUCGGGAAAUACUGUUUAAAACCUCACACGGCAAUCCGAGGGGGAGGCUGGGGUUAAGGUGAAGGUGUUAGUGACAUGGCGUCUUUGGAGCGAGUAAAGGUGUUGGUGUUGGGGGAUUCAGGAGUUGGGAAAUCAUCUCUUGUCCACUUGUUGUGCCACAACCAGGUGUUGGGAAAUCCAUCUUGGACAGUUGGAUGCUCAGUUGAUGUGAGGGUUCAUGACUAUAAAGAAGGCACCCCAGCUGAGAAAACUUACUACAUUGAACUGUGGGAUGUUGGUGGAUCUGUGGGCAAUGCCAGCAGUAUUAAAAGUACUAGAGCUGUAUUUUACAACUCUGUGAAUGGUGUAAUAUUAGUGCAUGACUGUACGAACAAAAAAUCAUCCCAGAAUCUGUAUCGGUGGUCAUUAGAAGCUUUAAAUAAGGACUCCUCUCCAACUGGAGUCAUAGUAACGAAUGGGGACUAUGAUCGUGAACAGUUUGCGGAUAACCAGAUUCCAUUAUUGGUGAUUGGUACUAAGUUGGACCAAAUUCAUGAAACUAAAAGGAAUGAGGUUUUGACAAGGACUGCAUUCUUGGCAGAGGACUUCAAUGCUGAAGAAAUUAACCUGGAUUGUACCAAUCCACGGUAUUUGGCUGCAGGAUCUUCCAAUGCUGUGAAACUGAGCCGAUUUUUUGAUAAAGUAAUAGAAAAGAGGUAUUUUUCACGUGAUGGUAAUCAGAUUCCUGGUUUUGCUGACCGAAAGCGAUUUGGAGCAGCAAGCACAUUGAAGGUUCUUCAUUAUGAUUAAGAAGAAUGGUCAUAUUUUGUGCAGAAUGGUGGCAAAAGGCUUCUGUUCAACUCUCAACAUCACACACUGUACAGUUAAAUAUUUUAGAGAGAGAAUUUCUUUUAAGGAAUGGUUUACUACUUUUGCUUUUCCUAUGAGGAUACUUGAAAGUUAUAUUGUUCAAAAGAUACAUGUUUCAAAUAUCCUCUUCAGUCUAUAAAUUACACUUCAUGAAAUAAUGUAUAUUUAGUAUGGUGAGAACAUUGUAGCAAUCAAAUGAACAGCAAUAUGAAAUGAUAUGCAGUAUAAAGAUUGAAUUCAAAUUAUCCAAUAAGAUUGAGCUGUGGAAGCUUUUAUGCCAUUAUACAAAUCUGAAGAUGAAGACAAAUUUAACUUUUGUCCAGUAAAUGUUCUAAACCCUUUCAUGCCUUAAGUUUCAUUUGCAAAAGUUAAUGUGCGUCUGAAGUAUCUGGCUGAGCUUGAGUAUUUAUCUAGAAUUGUCUAGAGACCUCUUCAGUCAUAAUUCCCAGGGGCUAGUGACACUCAAAAUACAUGUUCCUCAGGUGUUUGUAGGCUGAGAAAGAGGGGUAAACAUUUAUUAGAGAUCUCUAAUAAGCAGCCAAAGCUUUUUAAAGUGGUGGCUUCAACACUGUUUGAAGCGUGCUGUAUGUAAACAUGUGCACAAAUAUAGUUUUAAAUCUUGCCUUGGGCAAUAGACAAUCAUUCAAUCAGCUAACUGCCUUCUUAGAAACAGAGCACAGCAUCAUCUGAAGUAAUUGUUCUUCCUUAGGAGCAGAGUGUCUCCAAAAUUAUGUUUGCGAAUUGCCAGUGUUUUAAAUGGCCUGUAAGUUAGCACCUGUUGCCAUUACUUUGUGAUUUGAAAAUUUCAGAAACAAAGGCAAAGCAUACCUAAUGAAUUUCUUUUACCCUUGAAUUAGUGUAUUUUCAGCUGCUUUACCCAAUUACCAUACUUCCAUUCUUGCUUGAAGGUGUUUGGACUAUGGAGUACACAAUCACCAUUAGAGCUGCGUUAUCAGUAAGGUACUGUUGAAGGGCAACACUGGUCCUUAUUAUUUCUAAAUAUUUCUUCUCCAACACCACAUCUAGUAGCUAUAAAACACUCCGCCUAUCCCUGUGACUAAAAUGGCGGACAGAUAGGUUUGACCAUUGAAUUAUAGAAUGGUCACACCACAGAAGGUGGUCAUUUGGCCUGUCAUGUCCAUGUAGGCUCUGUUUUAUUUUGUUCAUGUUUUAUGUUAGACAAUGGAUAAUUAAAGCUACCAGAUCUCCAAAACAUGUAAUGGUUCCUUGAGUACAGAAGUAACAUUUGGGUAAUAAAAACAGUAAAUGCUGGAAAAACUCAGCAAGUCUGACAGCAUCUGUGGAGAGAGAAACAGAGGCUGGGAUUUUCCAGCCUUAUCGUGGUGGGAGCCGCUGCGGGAGAUUUGGCAGCCCAGCCAAAAGUCCCUUGACUUUCAGUGGGACUGGACGAUCAUGGCGGUGGGUAGGGCCGGAAAAUCCCACCCAGAGUUAAUGUUUCGAGUUCAUAUGUAUGGACCUGAAACGUUAACUCUGUUUCUCUUUCCACAGAUGCUGCCAGACCUGCCAAGUCUUUCCAUCGUUUUGUUUUUUUUUUCCAGACUUCCAACAUCUGCAGUACUUUGUUUUUACUUUAGUAAUAUUUAAGUACCCAUGUUUUGAAGCCUCAUACCAAUAAUUCAACUUGUAUGUUUAAUGGGGAACCUCUGUUUCUCUGUAGUUACAUAAAUUGUAUUGUGCAGUUUUGUUGUUGACUAUGUACACUUGCUAAAGUUUCUCUUGUAAAACCAGGUAUAAAUGUUUAUUGUAAAUGUAUUUAUAAUGCCUCCUAGAAAUUGCUUUGAAUGCACAGGGUGAAGAACUGAGGCAUUCUAUUUCUAAAGCUUGGAUAUGAUUUUGAAUUCAUAAUUUACAAAAAGAAAUUAAAACUGGAUGCUUGUUUUUGUAACAGCUCAUUGUAAGAGAAUUAUUUAUUAAAUAUUAUUUACAUUC